AUGGGUAACUCGCCAAGUAGACGGAAAAUUUCUGCUCAGGACAAGGCAAUUCUAGACAUGAAGAAUCAAAGAGAUAAACUCCACCAGUACCAGAGACGUAUUACUAUCCUGACUGAUAAAGAGAGAGAAAUUGCGAAAGAGAUGCUGGCGCAGGGUAAUAGAUCCAAAGCUCAGCUAGCCCUACGAAGGAAGAAAUACCAAGAGUCUCUACUGGCCAAGACAGACGCACAGCUUGAACAACUAGAAAAGCUGACCAACAGCGUUGAGUUUGCGCUUAUUCAAAAAGAUAUAAUCUACGGCUUAGAGCAAGGAACAAAUGUUCUCAAGUCAAUCCACCGUGAGAUAGGGGGUAUUGACCAUGUGGAAAAGUUAAUGGGGGAUACAGCCGAGGCAAUUGCGUACCAGGAGGAGAUAAGCGAUAUGCUUGGUGGCCAAAUGACAAAUCAAGAUGAAGACGAGGUUGAAGACGAACUAUCCGCUCUAGAGGUCGAGUUGAAUCCCAAUAUAGCUAUGCCAUCGGUACCAGGCACAAGUUUGCCAGUAAAAUAUGAUAAAAAGCGACAGCAAGAACCUGCUGAGCCAAUAGCCAUGUUAACGUAG
Messenger RNA from Blumeria graminis f. sp. triticale, 600 nucleotides. Lineage: Eukaryota; Fungi; Ascomycota; Leotiomycetes; Helotiales; Erysiphaceae. The record is from the annotation of a GenBank genome assembly.